Theobroma cacao (cacao) is the source of this 687-nucleotide messenger RNA. The record is from RefSeq and is a predicted model, not a curated record. Lineage: Eukaryota; Viridiplantae; Streptophyta; Magnoliopsida; Malvales; Malvaceae.
AUGGAGUGUGAAACAGUUAAGGCAGCUUGGACAAAGUUAGAAGAAGAAUAUGUUGGGACCUCUAGAACAAGGCAUAUGCAGGCACAGAGCUUGAGAAGGCACUUUGACAUGAUACGAAUGAAGGAGAGUCAGUUUGUAAAAGAAUAUAUAGACCAGAUUCUUAAGCUUACUAACCAGAUAAAGUUGUUUGGUGAAGAGCUUAAAGAAGUUCGAGUAGUUGAGAAUAUUCUCAACAAUGUACCAGGAAAGUUUGAACCUACAAUAGCGUCCUUGUUACAAUCAAAGGACCUCCCUGACAUUUCAAUUACUGAAAUUGUCAAUGCCUUGCAAGCUGCAGAACUGAGGAUAUCAGCAAGAGAUGAAGCUCUUGAGGAGAAAGCCUUUCUUGCUAAAGGCAAAGGUAAAGCAAAAGCUGAGGCUUUUACCAAGAAAAAUUACAAUGACAAAGAUAAGAAGACUACUCAAUCUGGUCAAUCUUCAAACAAGAAAAACAAGUUCAAGCCAUGUUCUUCUGUAAGAAAAGGAAUUAUAUUGAUGACUACUGCUGGUUUAGGCCAGAUGCAAAGUGCAAGAUAUUCAGAUUUUGAAAGUGACCUUGGUAAUUGUGAAUGGCUUCUUGAUAGUGGCAGCUCACGGCAUAUUGCACUUUUUGAAGCUGUGUUUGUUGAUCUUGAUAAGAACCAUUGA